GAUCCACAUCACAGCUGUUCCGAUCAACUCACCCACACUGACUCCUGUCAACGACAGCUUUAAGGUAAUCGCUGACUUCUUGAAGAUGAGUGAUGGAAUCUCUAUGGGAGCUCAGGGUCUGUUAAAGGAGGUGCAGACUGAAGUGUCCAAGAAGAAUCUACCCUCCCUAAUAAAGCGGCAGUUUAAAUCAUUAAGUGCUGAGAAUGGCCCCUCUAUAAGAAUAUUUCAAUGGAACAUCUUGGCGCAAGCCUUGAGUCAAGGUGAUGACAACUUCGUGCUGUGUCCCCCUGAAGCUCUAGAUUGGGACAAUCGGCAUUUACACAUCUUGGAAGAACUGCUCACCUACAAUGCAUCAGUGCUGUGUCUUCAGGAAGUGGACAAAUUCUCAUUUUUUGAGGAAAAACUGAAAUCUGAAGGAUAUAAGGGUGUAUUUUUUCCUAAGCCGUACUCACCUUGUCUAGACUGUGAAAUCUCAUACGGACCUGAUGGAUGUGCAGUUUUCUGGAAAACUGAUGAGCUCGAGCUCAUCAAGCAGGAGAACGUUGUUUUGCAGAAUUUCAUGGGAUAUGAAACAAAUCAGGUCUCCAUCAUCUGUAAGUUUCAAACGAAGAAUGACAGCAAGCAGUUCUAUGUUGCUGCGACCCAUCUUAAGGCAAAGAACGGAUUUUCAGAUGUUCGAUAUGAACAGGGACAUUUUCUUAACGGUAUCCUUGAGUCCAUGACUAGUGAUGAUCCGGUGAUUGUCUGCGGAGAUUUCAACGCUGAACAGACAGAGCAAGUCUAUGAAGUGUUCAAGAAGAGUAAAGUGGGGCUGGCCAGCUCCUAUGCUCAGCUGUCUGGUGAUGGGUCUGAGAUUCCCUUCACCACGUGGAAGGUCAGAGGAGGGAUUAACGUCAAGAGGGAGCUAAGUCGGACUAUUGACUAUGUGUGGUUUACACCGAGAAAGUUGUGUCUGAAAUCUGUGUUGAUGAUGCCAACCAUUCAUGAGAUUGGGGAGAACAGGCUACCAUCACACACUUACCCUUCAGAUCACCUGUCGCUGGUCUGUGACUUUGUACUGAAGUAAUUGAUAAUUCUUGUGUGGAACAUCUGUACGUUGACCUUCAUCCUCUCCGUGUCCAGGGCUAACAUUUCGGUAAACCUACACUGAUCCAUUGAACCAUUCCUGAGGUUCUAAUUACAAAUUACCUCCUUUGAAUUUCCAUUUUUCUGACCAGUCAAAUGUCUUCAAAUGAUAUAUGUUAUAUCGUUUGUAAUUUGGGUCAUAUUUAGCGAUUCUACAAAUAAACAUCUUGAAUCUUGAAUCAAAUGAUUACAGAAAGGUAAGGGAGGUAACUCUUAUUACCCAGAAACCAAAGGCAGUUUCAGUGGACAUGGAGACAUCCUUUCCCUCAUUGGACGGUAUUGGACGGCUUUCUUUUGCGUGACAGUUUUCAGUAUUAUAUUUCUUGCAAACUCAAUCAUAAUCAAUGGGACUGGAUGCCAUGUUGCUGAUAUUGCCGACC
Molecule: messenger RNA, 1505 nt
Organism: Haliotis rubra (blacklip abalone)
Lineage: Eukaryota; Metazoa; Mollusca; Gastropoda; Lepetellida; Haliotidae
Product: nocturnin-like
Molecular function (GO): 3'-5'-RNA exonuclease activity
Source: RefSeq, a predicted model, not a curated record